AUGCGCAGCACCUCCUUCCUAACAACAGCAGCCCUCGCGGCAACCCUGAUCACCGCCCAAUCCGACAUCCCCCUCUCCCAACCUCUCCAGCAAAUCCUCUCCAACGCCCAAUCCGGCCCGCAAUACACCUACCCUACCGACCUGACACAGGGCAUAAUCCCCAAAGCCCUCCACUCCCACAACGACUACUGGCGACCCAUCCCCUUCUACUCCGCCCUCUCCGUCGGCGCGAUCUCUGUCGAAGCAGACGUAUGGCUCUACAAUGGAACCCUGUACAUCGGACACGAGCAAUCCGCGCUGAAGGAGGAGAGGACGUUGGAUAGUCUGUACAUUCAACCUAUAUUGAGGGUGCUAAGGGCGCAGAAUCCGAAUUCAUCUUUUGUGACGGGGGAGAGAACGAGGAAUGGGGUUUAUGAUACGAGUGGGGGGGGGCAGACACUGUAUCUUUCUGUGGAUUUGAAGACGGAGGGGAGCACGACGUGGCCGGAGGUUGUGAAGGCGUUGCAGCCGUUGAGGGAGGCGAGAUAUCUUACGACGUUCAAUGGGUCUGCUGGAGGUGUUACGGCGGGUCCUGUCACUGUGAUCGGGACGGGGAAUACGCCAUUGAAUCAAGUCCAAGGCGUUUCUCCGCGGGACUACUUCUACGAUGCGCCGCUCGCUACGCUGAACAGUACUUUCAGCAACAUCACCUCUGAUGUGUCACAGAUUGCGAGCGUGAGCUUCUCGAGCCAGUUUGGGACUGUCAGGAACGCGACGUUCAAUGCUACGCAGCAGACGCUGUUGGAGAGCCAGAUCGCUGUUGCGCAUGGGAAGGGCAUUGGUGUCAGGUACUGGGAUCAGCCACUAUGGCCGGUAGGUACACGCAAUGGUAUUUGGAGACUGCUGUGGGAUGCUGGUGCGGAUCUGUUGAAUUGUGAUGAUUUGGAGGGGGCGGCGAAUGCAUGGGAGGGGCAUUAG
Messenger RNA from Fulvia fulva, 957 nucleotides. Its product is annotated as Altered inheritance of mitochondria protein 6. Gene Ontology annotation, biological process: lipid metabolic process. Bases 1 to 957 code for a protein of 318 amino acids. Gene Ontology annotation, molecular function: phosphoric diester hydrolase activity. The transcript has a single exon. NCBI's taxonomy places the organism in Eukaryota, Fungi, Ascomycota, Dothideomycetes, Mycosphaerellales, Mycosphaerellaceae. The record is from RefSeq and is a predicted model, not a curated record.